Molecule: messenger RNA, 4550 nt
Organism: Rhineura floridana
Lineage: Eukaryota; Metazoa; Chordata; Lepidosauria; Squamata; Rhineuridae
Gene: KCNK13
Product: potassium two pore domain channel subfamily K member 13
Exons: 2
Coding region: 987-2225 (412 amino acids)
Biological process (GO): stabilization of membrane potential; potassium ion transmembrane transport
Cellular component (GO): membrane
Molecular function (GO): potassium ion leak channel activity
Source: RefSeq, a predicted model, not a curated record
UGGCGACGCAGCCCCUCCCCCCCGCGCGCCUGCGCCACGAGCGGAGAAAGAAGACCCGCGUCCAGAGCAUCCGUUGGAAGAGUUGGCCGGGAGUUCGCGCCCUCGGAGAAGCUUAGUUCCGGGCGGGGGCGGCCUCCUUCUCUUAAACUCCCAGCCCAGAGUUUGGGGAUUGUCUUAAGGAAGUGCCGGAAGGAGGAGAAAGGCACCACAAUAACGGUCGUGGAUGGAGCGGCGGCGGCGGCAGUUCUUUUCUUUGGAGAAUAAAAAAUAAAAGGUGCCGGGGCUAAAACUAGCCUUGAUCCGAAGCGCGGGAUAAGUAAAUGGGCUGCUGGAGUGGACUCCCGAGAGAAAGAGAUGCGCCCUGCCCGCGAUAAGAGACACACCCCGUCCUUUAUUAGAAGUCUUUUUAACGGCGUCGGCUUCCCGCUGAAAACAGGCUUCGGCGCCGAGCCCACGAGGCGUAAGGCUGCAUUUUGAGGCGGAGUUCGUGGUUCAAACGGUGCCGGGGAAAGCCCGACCACGUGCUUAGAGUCACAAGGUGAAAACGGCCUGGGGAACAGGAGGACUACUUCGAGGGGUUGGAGAAGCGGCGGUUGAGAUUGCCAGAGAUGUACAGCCGGAUUGCGGGCGGGUUUACUCGGUAGUAAGGCGCACUACCCUAGGUGGGAAUUUGCUCCUAGGUAGGCUUGCAGCCUUGGCGGACCCUGCGAUGCCCUCCUGCCCUUUCCCGGCGUUGGAAGCGGCUUUAACUUCGGCGACCUCUUUUAGACCAACCGCUGCUGCCGCCGCCUCACUUCCCGCAAGCCUCGCAACCGCUUCGGGGAGUUCUGGGGCUGCGCUGGCUGCCACGGAUCGCGCUGCCUCCGGCCAAAGGGCAAGAGCAACUCGAAGCCAGCCCGCCUGGAGGGUAACCCGAGGGAGCUCGAGGAUGGUGGGCCAUCGGGGGGCGCUGCGGUAGGGCGCACCGCCCGUCGGGCAGAGGAAGGAUGGCGUGCCGCGGGCUCUGCUGCUGCUCUCCGCCCAGCCUGGGGGCCUUCAAGGAGGAUAACGCCCGCUUCCUCCUCCUGGCCGUCCUGAUCAUCUUGUACCUGCUGUGCGGGGCUGCCAUCUUCUCCGCCCUCGAGCACCCCACGGAGCGAGAAACCCAGGAGAAGUGGCUGGCGAGGUUUGAAAACUUCUCCCAGAGGUUCAACCUCACGCCGGCAGAGCUGCAGGAACUCCUGUGCGAGUACGAGAGCGCAUACCUGGUCGGCGUCCGGAUGAAUACCUUGCGGCGCCCUCGAUGGGAUUUCUCAGGGGCUUUUUACUUCGUGGCCACAGUGGUCUCCACGAUAGGGUUUGGCAUGAGCACACCAGCCACCAUCACAGGCAAACUUUUUCUGAUAUUUUAUGGCCUUAUAGGCUGCGCAGGGACCAUUUUGUUCUUCAACUUGUUCCUGGAGCGCUUGAUCACAAUCAUAGCCUACGUCAUGAAGUCCUGCCACGAGAGGCAACUAAGGAGAAGAGGGGGGCUCACCCAAGACAGCCAACAAGUUGCUGGGAAUGCUGAAGUGGAUAGCUUAGCUGGAUGGAAGCCAUCCGUGUAUUAUGUCAUGCUGAUCUUGUGCCUUGCAUCACUCAUCAUUUCCUGUUGUGCCUCUGCUAUGUACACACCAAUGGAAGGGUGGACUUACAUUGAGUCUCUUUAUUUUUGUUUUGUGGCCUUUAGCACAAUUGGUUUUGGUGACUUGGUGAGUAGCCAGAAUGCCCAGUACGACAGCCAAGGCCUUUACCGACUUGGCAAUUUUAUCUUCAUGCUCAUGGGGGUGUGUUGUAUGUAUUCGCUGUUUAACGUGAUCUCUAUUGUGAUCAAACAAUCUAUCAACUGGAUAAUAAAGAAACUGGAAAGCACAUGCCAUAGAUGCCAAAGAAAACUCUUCAGGUCACGGAGGAAUGUUGUGGUGCCAGGAGUUGCCCGGAGCCAACGCAACAUAUCAAUUGAGUCAGAUGGGGUCCUAGAGAGUGACACAGAUGGACGCAGAAUGUCUGGCGAGAUGAUCUCGAUGAAAGAUCUCUUAGCCUCUAACAAAGUGUCACUAGCCAUCAUGCAAAAACAGUUGUCUGACACUGCAAAUGGCUGUCCGAGGACAAUGAGCACCGCUGCUAGACAUAAUGGAUUUGCUGGUGGUGUAGGCGCUUUGGGGAUUAUGAAUAACAGGCUGGCAGAGACAAGUACAGAUAGGUAAACAUCAAUACUGGAAGUGCAUCAGCAAGUGCAGGAUAAUUAAGGAUCAAAAGUCAUCACAAAGACAGAACUAACCAGUCAGGGCACUUUCCAGAAGAGGUGUCCUUAGUAUUGUUGCUGGCAAUUAAUAUCUGUUGGAUUUUGCACUACACCACCUGUCCACCCUUGCCCUGCAUUCCCUGCCAAAGAAGAUCCCCAUGGUGUCAUGUAGCAUAGCUGAAAUUAACAAGCUUCUCCAACACAUAUUUAAGUUUAAGUCUGAGCUGAGAAAAAACAUGAGAUGCUUACUUUGCUACACUCAGUCCUAUAAGCUGCUGUGCUAACAUAUCAGCUCAUCACAUUCAGCAUCGAGGGUACUAGUGCUGGCAUGAUGAAGAACUUGUCUCCUUGUGCCAGCAACUAGGACCUUACAUACCUGCUGCCAUUGACUACUUAUACAGUACAUUACCUUUCAUCUUAUUGGCUGCUUAUCCAGCUUCCUCCUUUGAGCUGCCUGUCAGCCCAAGAGCCCUCAGAUAAGGGGCAAGCUGGAUGCCCCAUUUGCCAAGUGCGGGUUGUCACAUAACAUGAUGAAGCAGUGCAAACCAUUCUUUGGUUUGUGUCAGAAGCACACUGAUAGGUUCAGGCUGCCACAUUCUCUGUGGAAUUAAUUUUGCAUUCAGUUUCUUUGUUUUGUUUAAAUGCCCUGUGUUUCUAAUCAAAAGCUAAAAUGAAUCCAUUGCAACAUCUUGUGGGUAACCCCAUGCUCAAAAGAGCAAGCAAUUAAAGUUAAAAUAGUAGCUCCAAUCCAGAGAUGCUGGAAGUGCAGGGCAAUAAUAGUACCAUGUGUGAGAAGGUGCAGGAGGCAACCACACCGAUCAGAGGUGGACAGUUAAUCACAACUAUGUUCAGAACUGAAUAGCCCAGGGGUUGCUAACCUAUGGCCUUCCAGAUGCUGUUGGACUUCUGUUCCCAUCAGCCCCAGCUGCCAUGGCUAGUGGUAAAGAAUGAUGGGAGUGGGAGUCCAUUAGCAUAUAGAAAGCACCAGGUUAGCUACCCUGAAAAAAAUCAUUUGCAUUGGAGUUCAGAAGUGAAUCCUGACAUUCUCUACUGGGUCUACACUACUCACCACUUGAGUAGUGUGCUUUUGCAAGGCAAAAGCCUUGUGCAUUUGGAGAUGGGAGAGUGGAUCUCUUCUCCCUGAGCUAUCAAGAUCAUUUGUCUUUCUGUGUGCAUCAGAAUCCUGCACUGUGUUGUAUGUGUGGAAGGCAUAAUCAUUAGAUCUGCAUGCAAUGAGAUCAUGUGUGGGAUUGCAUGCAUAAAAUCACUGUUCUGCACAUCUUAGGAUCAGGUGUGUCUGAUGUCAGAACUUUGCCUCAUAAGGGAAGAUCCGGCCAAAGAUCAUGUUCUGCCAUCAGACACACCACUAUAAAUUUAAACCAAAACUUACAGAGUCACCAGACAUUCCAGAUUUCAAAAUGCAUUUCCCACAAAUGCUCUAUUACAAAAAUUUGAUCUAUUGUUAGUAUUGCUACCAUCAGUAGAUCUCUGAGAAGGCUACUAUCCAAAAAUCUACAAAAGGGGAUGGCAAAAUAGAAAAGCACGAACAUUAUCAAGUGCAAACACAUGCUAAAAUAAAUUCAUAAACUUGCUAUUUACAGUCAACCCAAAUUAUAGUAUGCCACUAGGAAGGAACUGGAGAAACUAACACUGGAAUUUUAGUAUCUAGGCAGUUGCUUUAUAACUUUUAGACUAAGAGAAUUGUGAAACAGAAAGGUUUCAAGUUGGAAAGAGCCAGUGAAGGUCCUUUGGGAUACCUAGUAAGGCUUGUUUUACCGAAACAUUUUUAUUAAUAACCACAGGAAGAAAGUGGGAAUGUGUUGUUGGAACUUGAAUAUGACUCCAACUUAGAAGGCACUGUAAUUCUCGGAAGGAUUGAGAAAUUAUACAGGACUAAUUGGAUGACUGAAGUGAUAUAAAUGGAAUGAAAUUCAGCAUUGCAAAAUGUAAGGUUAUGUAUUUGGAAGCAAACAAUAAAAGAUGUUUGUUAUCUGCAGAGUUAGUAACUGAAAGCAACCCACAGAGAAAAUGAUCUCAGGGUAUUGGUUGAUCACAAGACAAUGAUAAUGUGAUGCAGCUGCAAGAGGGGCCAAUAUAAUAAGAGAUAUUUCUAGUAAGUGUAGAGCAAUUUCAGUAACUUUGUAUUAGGCCCUGAUGAGGGCUGCAUGUUGUAUACUAUGUUCUAUUUUGGUCAGCAGUAUCUGAGAAGAAUGCAUUCAGGCUACACACAAUGGAAAGAAGAACAACUGGAAUUGUAACUGGAACAGAAAUCUUAUGAAUAAAGAGU